GGCUUCUGCUCGUCGCCAUGCAUACUAGACAACAGUCUGCAUCACCUGCUGCGAAGCUGAACAACACGCUGAACGCACAGCGGGAGGUUGACCAGCAGUGAUCGACCCAAAAGAGCUUCGCCCUGCCUCAUCUCGACCAUGGCCAGGCGACCCCGCCAGGCCUUGCGUUCCCUCGACUUUCCCAGCGGGCACGCAGCGGGCGUGUUGUGAGCGGCACUGUCCAAAGCAGGCUUGACCCCUUUGUCAUCAUCAGGCAACACGCCCCAAUGGCAUUUCAAGCUGGUAAGAUGACAUGGAGAUCAGGCGCAGCAGCAGGUGGAAGGGCCACCACAGGAGGCACAGCAGGCCGGAAUGGCCACCUCGUCGAGUCGAGCGUGCCGCUCGCUGAUGCACAGACCUUCAGGGACCUCCUCAUCUUCGAAGAAAGGCUCAAGCAAAGCGCUACAAGGCUGCAGAAGAGGAAAAAGAAGUACGAGACUCUGCUCGCACUCAGUUGCGGGGCGAUCGCCUUUCUCAGCUAUCAUGUCGCGAUCGACAAGCCAGAGAUUCUAAUAUUCCAUCGAAUCAACAUCGCUUUGCUACUCUUUUUCUGCACCAACGUCUUCCUUUUCUUUGCAUCAGGCAUGUACGCCGAUCGCAUUGUUGCUGCCAACAAGUUCGUCCCGCAAGCCAACCGCUCGCUGAGAAAUUUCAACAUGUACCUCAACACUCGAACGACACCACGGCGAGGCAUAUUCGCACGCAUCUUCCUGCCAUUCUUGAAGCCUCCGCUGGCACGACGGUCCAACCCACCUUCGCGCAGUGGCUCGCCGCACACGUCACCCAGCAAGGAGCUGUUUGGGCUUGUGCUAGAUGGCAGUAGUAAUAAUAGCAGCAGUGAAAAGAGGCAACCGCUCGCCCCACAGCAAUCUGAUAGGCCGGUGACCCACAGCAUCACUCCUUCACUGGGCGCAAAGAACGGCAGAAACCUGUCACAGGCGAGCAGCAUCGCGCGGCGCAACGCCAUCAGCGCGAUCCCACCGGCUGCCAACCCGCGCGGCGAGCUCAUCUUCAACUCGAAAGUUUCCCCAGCUUUCCGCGAGGGCUACGAGCGCUAUCGAUCUGCAUUCGAGCGUAGGCGCUCCGAAAAGCUCGAAGCGAAGCGCAGGAGUGGAUGGCGUUGGUGGUUGUACACCGGCGCCGGAUGGGGCUGGUGGGUCAAGGAGAUUUGGAAGCCGCCCGAGGCGGAGCCACACUCACAUUCGCACCUACAUGCGCACGGGCACCACGCGCAAGGACACCACGCGCAUGCGCACGGACAUGGGCACAGCGACGAGCCGUACCAGCCAUCGCGCCGCACGCGUGUGACGAGUGGUGUUCUAUCGCACGGCUCUACACAAGGAGGGACGCAUGCACGCACCACCAGAGGGCGCAGCGGCACGGCCGGCAGCACGGCGAGCAAUGCAAGCUUACCUGAGGGGAUCGGCGGCAGUGCGCUGGCCGAAUGCAACGGUAACAGAGGCAUUGAUCAAAGCGGGAUUGUCAGUAAUAGUAACAUUCCACAGAUGACACCUUCACGGCGCCGCAGGGCAGGGCCUGAUUCGGCGACACGCCACAGCAAGCGCCUGGACUCGCUUUCCAACUCUGGCCCCAGCGCCCAAUCUAGCUCCACUUACCCAGAAGGCUCCCGCGCCAGCGCAGCACUGCAGCGAUCAACAGGACCUACGCGCCAUACCUACGAAACGAUGACAAGCGUCAUCAUUCCUUCCGCGCCGAUCGGCACUCGCUCGCGGCGUUCUAAGGAAGCUUCCAGCGCCGCCAGCGGUACUGCCGCCGGCGACCGUAGCGAGCGUGGCAGAGACGCCACGCCUUCACCCGUAGCGGCAUCCUAUGCGGGAGGCACACCGCUUUCGCUGUCCCCUACACCUUCUAUUUCCGAGAGGAGCAUCCGCAGAGACGGCGACGGCGUUGGCGAAGGCGGUGGUUGCAGCGAUGGUGGCGAUGCCGCAGCUGAUACGGACGCUGCUGCGGUGGUAGCGAUGGCCGAAUAUCGGUCCGAUCUAGUCGGAACACUGCGAGAGCCGGAGCCAGAGCCAGAGGCGCAUGCAGCAGAUGUAGAUGAGUCGCCGCCCAUGUCGAAUGCUUCCAGUCCCGCAACGUUGCGCUCGCCUGCAGGAGCACCUUCAGCAACGGAAGAUGCAUCUGUAUCACAGGCCACCGAAUCGUUUGCGGAACGGGGCUGGGUGAACGUCGUCACGGCGCAGAGACUUGCUUAGUGCGAAGAGGUACUAAGAUCCUGCUGUAUCAUAGCCAACAGAAAUAGUCGAAUAC
Molecule: messenger RNA, 2310 nt
Organism: Tilletiaria anomala UBC 951
Lineage: Eukaryota; Fungi; Basidiomycota; Exobasidiomycetes; Georgefischeriales; Tilletiariaceae
Exons: 3
Coding region: 288-2255 (655 amino acids)
Cellular component (GO): cytoplasm; Nem1-Spo7 phosphatase complex
Molecular function (GO): protein phosphatase regulator activity
Source: RefSeq, a predicted model, not a curated record